AUGUUGACACAUUUUGAAGAUCUUUCAAAUGAUCUUAUCUAUGAAAUCUUCGAAUUUCUCAAUGGUUACGAUUUGUACGAAGCUUUUUCGAAUCUUAAUUCACGAUUUGAAAAUCUUCUUAUUCAUUCAAUUCUUCCUCUUAAAAUCGAUACGUCACUCAUGUCUAAAUCAACCUUUCAACGAUAUUAUAAUGAUAUUAUCAAACGAAAUAAACAUCGAUUUAAGUUAAUUUGUUUAUCGAAUCCAUUCAUUGUUAGUUUUAUGUUUAAAUCUCGUAUUUUGUCAAAAUUUGAUCAACUUGAAACACUUAUUAUUAAUAAUCUUAAAUCAAAAGAUGUUGAAAAUAUUCUUAAACGUUUAUUUGUAUUACCUCGACUCUUUUCAUUAAGUAUUAUUCUUGAUGAUUAUAUGCGAGAUACAACUGUCUUUUAUCGUCUAGUUUUUUCCUUACCGCGAGAUCGUAUCCCAACAGUACUCAUUACAGCUCAAUUAAAAAUUCGUUUAAAUUCCUCUUUAUCAUGA
Molecule: messenger RNA, 522 nt
Organism: Rotaria sordida
Lineage: Eukaryota; Metazoa; Rotifera; Eurotatoria; Philodinida; Philodinidae
Source: the annotation of a GenBank genome assembly